Molecule: messenger RNA, 1425 nt
Organism: Purpureocillium lilacinum
Lineage: Eukaryota; Fungi; Ascomycota; Sordariomycetes; Hypocreales; Ophiocordycipitaceae
Cellular component (GO): fungal-type vacuole membrane
Source: RefSeq, a predicted model, not a curated record
AUGGGCUGGUUCAAGGAAAAGGACGCCGGCAAGGAGCCUCCCAAGUAUGAGCACACCGAGAACGCUCCCGCCCAAGCGGCGCCAGCAUCUGUCGCCGGCGGCCUCGGCGGCGAAGGCGCAUCAUCUCGCGACGCCGCUCGCGACGAGAACGUCGCCGACGACGCCUCGUCCGUGGACCACGUCGGCGACGCAAAGAAGCCCACCGAGAAGCUCACCCGGCGGCAGAAGCUGCGCAACCAGCAGCAGAAAGUAAAGGCGCACUGCCGUCGCUUCUGGCUGUGGUACUUGAUAGGCACCAUCAUCUUUCUCGCGAUCCUGCUGCCGAUUGUGUUCAAGGUGAUUGUGCCGGCCAUCGUUCAGGCCAUCCUCAACAAGCAGGACCUCCCCGUGCACAGCGGCGCGCUCAAGGCCCUCACGCCCGAGCGCGUCAUCCUCUCGCUCAACACGUCGCUCGACACGCCCCUGCCCGUCAACAUCGACGAGCUGCCCCUCUACCUGUACAACAGCGACACGGAGCCCUACUCGCCGUUCGUCACCCUCACGCUGCCCGACCAGCGCGUCAGCGGCGACACCCCCGCCAUCAUCACCAACCAGACCGUCUCCGUCACCAACCAGACGGAGCUCGUCCGCUGGUUCAACCGCGUCUUCACCCAGGACGAGGUCGAGCUGUCGGUGCGCGCCGACCCGACCAUCCACCUCGGCGAGCUGACCUCCACGCCGCACCUCGACAAGACUAUCAAGCUGCCCGGGCUCAACAACCUCAAGGGCUUUGGCAUCACGGACUUGACCGUCAUGCUGCCCCCCAAGGAUGGCAAGAACAUCAAGGGCACGCUCAACCUGCCCAACUCGGGCGUCCUGACGCUCGAGAUUGGAAACCUCACGCUCAACCUCCUCUCGGGCAAGAUCCGCCUCGGAGAGAUUACCAUCUACGACCUCGCCCUCCCGCCGGGCAACAACUCGUGCGCCUUCGACGGGAUGCUCUUCCUCGACACGCUGGGCCCCAACCUGGCCACCAUCCUCGCCGACCAGGCCGGCCCGCUCGGCCGCGGCGUCAUCGAGCUCAACGCGACGGGCAACGCUACCGUCGUCAACGGCGUGCACAUCCCGUACCUGGAAGAGGUGCUCAACACCAAGAAGCUCACCACGUCCAUCUCCGUCGUCACGCUGCUGAGCGACGUGCUGAGCGGCGUCGUCGCCGGCGCCGGCAACGGCACCAGCUCCGGCAACAACCUCAUCGACGUCCUCGGCGACGUCCUCGGCAACUCGACCUUCCUGGGCCACGUCGUCGAGCACUGGAACACGACGGCUGGUGGCGGCGGGGACUCCAACAAGGCGGCAAACGCGAAGAGGGCCGCCCAGAGAGGCUCCAUGGUGUGGAGCAUGCUCAAGCUGGGCAUGAAGAUGAAGAGGGCAAAGGGGUUAUGA